Messenger RNA from Pseudomassariella vexata, 1667 nucleotides. RefSeq lists its product as uncharacterized. The record is from RefSeq and is a predicted model, not a curated record. Gene Ontology annotation, cellular component: nucleus; cytoplasm. Lineage: Eukaryota; Fungi; Ascomycota; Sordariomycetes; Amphisphaeriales; Pseudomassariaceae. The transcript has 2 exons. The coding region runs from base 163 to 1203 and encodes 346 amino acids.
CCAGACUGUAAAAGCAAGUUUGCCUUCGCUUUGAGCUGGGCAACCUCUGUCCUGGACUACUUGUGGACCCCGGCAAAAUCCCCAUGACAACAGCGAGUGUGAGGGUUAACAGCGCGCUUCAAUUGCUACCCAUUGACGGGAAAUAAAUUCCCAGCCGGCAAAAUGACCAUUGAUCUCACCACUUUGGAUGCCCAUGAGCAACCAUCGGCCGAGCUGAAGGGUACUUGGAAGGCUUACUCCAAAACAGAGUAUGCCGAGUUCUUGAAUCACCCAGAUAUCGACGACUUAUCUGUGCCUGAAAAAGCUCGCGAAUUCUCUUCAGCUGGGUUCAUUCCUUCAGAGAAAUUGACAAGCGCUUUCAAGCAUAUUGAAGGCGAUGCUUGGGAUGAGGACCGAGUGGUCGAAGAUGUUCCUGUAUAUUUCCAUUCGUUGCUACCAGGGUUACUCGUUGUGCCGUCUUUGAUACCGCCCAGCACGCAGAAGGCGCUCUUAUCUCGUAUGAUCCACAGAGAUCUGAGCAACCCUGUUCAUCAGACAAACCUGCAUCUCCAUCACAAUCUGCCAUACUUGGAAGGGGAAGAUAUUGCUUCUCGGUCUUUCUUCUCUUUGCCUCCAGACUCACCCGCAAGGUUCACACCAAAGGACCCUUCAGUGCACAAGCCGUUCUCAUUAAAACAGGUCAUGGAACGCAAGUUGAGUUGGGUCACCCUAGGGGGCCAGUACGACUGGACGAAUCGAGAGUAUCCAGGGCAACGACCCCCCAACUUCCCAACUGACAUUGCCAACUUUCUCCAUACCUUGUUUCCUGAAACGCAAGCACAGGCAGCCAUUGUCAAUUUCUACAGUCCGGGGGACACUAUGAUGAUGCAUCGAGACGUCAGCGAGAAGACAGACAAAGGUUUAGUCAGUCUGAGCAUUGGCUGUGAUGCCUUGUUUAUGAUUGCGCCUAACAACCAUAUCGAAUGCUCGGUUGAGGAUGAGAAAGCGUCCAGAAAGCCUUACCUUUUGCUUCGCCUCCGAUCUGGCGAUGCCAUAUACAUGACCAAGGAGAGCCGCUACGCAUGGCAUGGGGUGCCGAAAGUGCUCAAGAACACUUGCCCCGGCUUCUUAGCUGACUGGCCGGCCGAGGACGGCAAGUAUGCAGAGUGGAAGGGUUGGAUGUCGAACAAGCGCAUAAACCUAAACGUCAGGCAGAUUGAAUAACUUGUACCAGCGUCCGGGCGCUCUCCAUUGCGCCUUACGCUAGAACGUUAAAUCAUGCUGUGUGCACCACCGAGCUGAGGUAUUGCCCAAAGGGGCGGUUGCUCAUGAGACCGCACUGAAGAAGACGAGUGUUAUACAUCCCAUGCCAUCCGACAAGGUUGGCCCGUCACUCAGUCAUCUUCUCAAGUUUCGAUUGCUUCACAGCACCCCAUGAGGAUGAAUGGCCGAGUACCUAUUGCAAGGCAGCCGACAUACAGGAAUUGUGUCGACUUGGGGGGAAGUCAAAGGCCUGCGCAAGCCUUAGAGAGCAGUACAAGGGAACAAGGGAUAUACACAGCCGGUCAUCAUCGUUAUUUAUCCGUAGCGGAGGCAGCAAGCAUAGGACGUAGUAAUUGGUGCACGCAGGUGGAAUAAUUGGAUUACGUGCCGUAUCAUCCGUGCUACAGUGAACUAUAAGGUUGUCC